AUGGCAUUCACAGGUCUCCAGAUGUUCAUGGACAGCUUGAAGAAGCUCAUCCAUGGCAACCAUCAUCCACUCAUCAAUAACAAUCCAAUGGUUUUAUCUGAAAGGCAUCAGUUCCAACUGCUUUAUCAAGAGCUUGCCUCCAUCAUUCAAAUCCUUUCCAAUAUCCAUCAACAUCAUCCUCACCUAUAUGAGCUUAAAAAAGUUAGAGAUCUCAAGGGAAGAUUCAAAGAUGCAGCAGAAAAAGCACAAGAUAUGAUUGAUUUAUUUAUAUCUGCUGUUCACUUGACAAACAUAGGACUUUCCCCUAGAUCAGAUGUCUUUCAAAUCUCCCUGGAUCUUAACAAUGUUAUGAGAUCCAUCAAAUCUAUCAAGGUGGAAUUCAUGACUAUCAACAUUGAUAACAUAAAGAUGGAUUCGUCUUCAAGAAUCGACCACCUCAAAACUCAGUCUGCUGAUGAGGAUGAUGCUGGUAGAAGUACUUCCAGUACCAGAAGUCAUUUAGGAACAAGGAAACCAUUGGAAGAAAUUAUUGUGGGGCUUGAUCGUGAUGCUAAGAUCGUACGGGACAAAAUUGCUGAAGAUACAAAACAACUGAGUGUCAUCUCUAUUGUAGGUAUGGGCGGACUAGGUAAGACUACCCUGGCUACUAAACUAUUCAAUGAUUGUUUUUUCAAGUAUCAUUUUCAUGUCCGUGCAUGGGUUACUGUUUCUCAAACAUAUAAAAAAAGACAUUUGUUGAUUCAAAUUCUGACAUCCAUGGGUGUUCAAGACCUUGAAAAAAAAAACGAGUCUAAACUUCGUGAGAAGUUGCACAAGAACCUAAUAGGUAGGAGAUAUUUGAUUGUGAUUGAUGAUAUCUGGAGCAUUGAGGCAUGGGAUGAAUUGAAAUUGUUUCUUCCCCAUGAGAACACGGGAAGUAGAAUUCUGCUCACAAGUCGCCUCAAUGAAGUUGCGUUGCAUGUAAAACCACACGGGUUUGUCCACUCCUUGUCUUAUUUGACAGAAGAAGAAAGCUGGGAGCUAUUGAAACAGAAGGUGUUCCAYGGCGAUGAGUGUCCCGAGYGGUUGAUUAAACCCGGAAUGCAWAUUGCAAAAAAAUGUCAGGGACUACCUCUUUCAUUGGUUGUCAUGGCAGGAGUUCUAGCAAAAGAACCAAUGAGMAAAGAUUUGUGGGAAAAAAUUGCUUGUAGCAUCGGUUCAUACAUUGUUAAUGACCACAAAGGAAACCUGGAAACACUAGCUUUAAGUUACCAYCAUUUACCUCAUCGCUUGAGAGAGUGCUUUCUUUAUCUAGGAGGCUUCCCAGAAGACUUCGGGUUUGUUGUAGAAAAGUUGAUAUGGUUAUGGGUAGCUGAGGGAUUUAUUGAAGAAGCUGAAAAUCGAAGCUUGGAGGAUAUUGCAAAGGCUUACCUUAUGGAUCUAAUCAACAGAAAUCUUGUAAUUGCUGCAAAGAGGAAUGUAAUUGGUGAUGUGAAAGCUUGUAAACUCCAUGAUCUUGUGAGGGAACUAUGCCUGCAAAAAGCAAAGGAAGAAAGAUUCUUCCUUAAAAUAGAUUCUCCGCGAUUGUCUUCUCAACUUCGUGAGGUUAUUACAGGUAGUCCACGCCACGUGUUCACAAAUGAAGACAUCAGCAUUGUGAACUUCACUUUCUUCCCCACCCAAACCAUUCAAUCGCUUUUGUGCUUUCAUAAGAAGAUACGCUCGAUUGAAGUCAUUGCAUGUUCCUUUCUGCUUCUUAAGGUGUUAGAUCUACAAAGCUAUCUAUUGAAUGAUUUUGCACAGGAGUUGGUAUUACUAGUCCACUUAAGGUACCUUGCAAUUUGGUAUUCAUCUAAAUUCCCAUACUCAAUAUGCAAAUUAUGGAACCUUCAAACCCUCAUUCUUCAAACAGAUCCUUUUGUCAGUGAGCGUUUUGCUCAUAACAUACAAGAGUUGGUAAAUUUGAGGCAUUUGUGGAGUAACACCUUGCUUUAUCUUUCUUAUAUUGGAAAACCGAUGAAUUUGCAAUCCAUUUCGAAUGUGGUGUUCAAAGAUGGGGUAGAUAAUCUUCAGAAAUGUUUUCCCAGCAUCAAGAAGCUUGCAUUAAGUUGUUUCAAGGAUGACGGAUAUCACUUUGAGUUGCUCCCUUACCUUGAAACCUUGAAGUUAAGGGGGUCGGGUUUGCGACAGAAUCAUAUUUUGUUCCCUGCAACUUUGAAAAAACUUACACUCGUAUUUUGUUUUCUACCAUGGAGCCAUAUGUCAAUCAUUCAAUCAUUACCUAACCUGGAGGUUCUCAAGCUAAAAUUCGAUGCCUUUACGGGAACACAAUGGGAUUCAUGUGAGCAGCAGUUUCGACAACUAAAACUCUUGACGCUUCAGAGUAUAAAUAUCAAACACUGGGAAGCCUCUACUACAAGCUUCCCAUGUCUCAAACGAUUAUCAUUGUUGAACUGCUACAAUCUGGAAGAGAUCCCCCUUGAAAUAGGGGAAAUCGCGACGCUUGAGCUUAUUGAAACGGACAGCAGGAGCAACUCUGUUGUGGAAUCUGUAGAAAGAAUUCAACAAGAACAACGCGAUGCGGGAAACAAUGAGCUGAAUAUCACUGUUGAUGGAAUGGAGUUAUCCUUCUAUUUGUCUCGACAUGAGGGUUCAAAGUCUGAAUGA
Molecule: messenger RNA, 2646 nt
Organism: Cynara cardunculus var. scolymus (artichoke)
Lineage: Eukaryota; Viridiplantae; Streptophyta; Magnoliopsida; Asterales; Asteraceae
Product: putative late blight resistance protein homolog R1B-14
Exons: 1
Coding region: 1-2646 (881 amino acids)
Biological process (GO): defense response to other organism
Molecular function (GO): ADP binding
Source: RefSeq, a predicted model, not a curated record